AUGUCGUUUCUAGCGUUUUUAUUCUUCGGCCUGAGUUUAUUUGCCGUUUCUUUGGAGGCCAAAAAUGUGUUGUUACUUUUGGCUGACGAUGGGGGCUUUGAGAUGGGCAGCUACCGAAACCGGAUCGUGCAGACGCCGUACCUUGAUGCGCUGGCAAAAGAAAGUUUGAUCUUCAACAAUGCGUACGCCUCGGUUAGCAGCUGUUCACCGUCCCGUGCAUCAAUACUGACCGGCAUGCCGGAGCAUCAGAACGGCCAGUACGGGCUGCACAAUGGGGUGCAUAAUUUCAACUCCCUCCCGAAAGUUAACAGCAUCUCCUCGAUUCUCACGCGUCAUGGCAUUAGGACGGGUUUGAUCGGCAAGAAGCACAUCGGUCCGGAUGAUACGUAUCGCUUCGAUUACGAGCGUACCGAGGAACAGUAUCCGAUCAAUCAGGUCGGACGCAACAUUACCCAGAUUAAGCUGUUUGUGAGGGAAUUUCUGCAGCAAAGCAAAGCCUCGGGCAACGAUUCAUUCUUUUUGAUGGUAUCCUUCCACGAUCCCCAUCGGUGCGGACACAUAACCCCCCAGUACGGAAGCUUCUGUGAGCGGUGGGGUUCGGGUGAGGAAGGUAUGGGCCUGAUUCCGGACUGGCAUCCGAUCUACUACGUGUGGGACCAGAUCGAUCUGCCGUACUACGUACCGGACACCAAACCAGCACGCUACGAUGUGGCCGCCCAAUACACGACCAUUUCGCGUCUCGAUCAAGGCGUUGGGCUCGUGCUGAAGGAACUGCGCGAUGCCGGGCUGGAGGAAGACACACUGGUUGUGUAUACGUCCGACAAUGGGCCACCGUUGCCCGCUGCCCGCACGAAUCUGUACGAUCCGGGUAUGGCCGAACCCAUGUUUAUGCGAUCACCCGAAAAAGGUUCUCGGCGGAACGAAGUAACGUACUCAAUGACCAGCCAUCUCGAUCUGGUGCCAACGUUUCUCGAGUGGUACAACAUCUCGCAUCCCAAACCGGCCACACUAACAGGACGCAGUUUGUUGCCGCUGCUCUUCCACGAACCGACGCAAGGACCGUCCAAUCAGGACGAUGCCGUGUUCGCCAGCCAGAGCUUCCACGAAAUCACCAUGACGUACCCGAUGCGUGCGAUUCGUACCAAGCGCUACAAACUGAUCCACAACAUCAACUACCAGCUGCCGUUCCCGAUCGAUCAGGAUUUCUACGUUUCGCCCACGUUUCAGGACAUUCUAAACCGGACGCUCGCCAAGCAGCCCGUGCCGUGGUACAAAACUCUUCGUUCGUAUUACCAGCGCCCAGAAUGGGAGUUGUACGAUCUGAAGAUGGAUCCAACGGAAUCAAGGAAUUUGUUUGGCAAGAGCAGCAUGAAAGACACGUUCCAGCAGCUUCAUGAUCGACUGCAAAAGUGGCUCGAAACAACGAACGAUCCGUUCCGCUGUGCCCCGGAUGGAGUGCUGCAAAAUACGGGCGAAUAUGAAGACAAUCCGACGUGCCUUACUCUAGCUCAUUAGACACGAAAGACGCUCGCCGUG
Anopheles cruzii is the source of this 1536-nucleotide messenger RNA. RefSeq names its product N-sulphoglucosamine sulphohydrolase (gene Sgsh). The coding region runs from base 1 to 1515 and encodes 504 amino acids. NCBI's taxonomy places the organism in Eukaryota, Metazoa, Arthropoda, Insecta, Diptera, Culicidae. The transcript is spliced from 2 exons. The record is from RefSeq and is a predicted model, not a curated record. Gene Ontology annotation, molecular function: N-sulfoglucosamine sulfohydrolase activity. Gene Ontology annotation, biological process: glycosaminoglycan catabolic process; heparan sulfate proteoglycan catabolic process.